AUGCGACGACCGAGCGCGCGAAAUAAGAGCCCGUACGUCGCGGACGUGCGCGUGAAGAGCGAUGAAAGCGUCGCGAUCGCGCACGUCCCGAAUCUGGACUCGGGAGGGAAACUGCGGGAAGGAGCGCGCGCGCUGUGCUCGCGGCAAAAGGGCGUGACGGCGACGACGCUCGGACAGCACGGGACGCCAAAGUGUGAAUUGAUAUGUCGGUUGUUGCGGUGCGAGGAGAGAGAGAACGAACACUUGGGAGGGGUGUGGUUGAGCGCGCAUCCGAGCUUGGUGGAGAAAAUCGCUCUGGCGCUGUUGGAGAACGGGGCGCUGGACGACCGCCUGCACGCGUCGCCGAUCAUCAGAGACGAAAUCAAGACGCAGAAAACUCUUAAGCGCGAAGUGACGGAGAGCGCGUCGAAUUCAUACCGACCAGAUUUUGCCUUGAAACACGAAGAUGGGUCGACGACGAUAUUGGAGGUGAAGCAAGUCGUCGACACGGAUUACGCUAGAGAAUUUGUUGAGGCGCAAGCUCGAGAGCAGUCGCCGCACCCCGCGUAUUCUCCAAGCGCGAAGAAAGGUGAGCCAUACGCGCGCGCGGGAAUAUUUCCAUGGGGAAAACGAGGUCAGAAAGGCCCGGAUGGUGAAAAAGUGGUGAGCGCCAGGGCGAUCGAGCACUUGCGCGAGCUCAGCGAACUCGCGUCCAAGAGUCCCGACGUCCACCCGGCGGUGCUUUUUAUUUGUAGUAGAGCAGACGCAAUGGGUAUGCGUCCUAACGGUGCGGCGUGCCCAUCGUUCGCAAAACAUUUAUCGCGGGCUCAGCGCAAGGGCGUUCGAGUUUUGGUGCAAAAAGUGCGUUGGGGUGAGGGCGACGAUGUCGGAAAAGCUUUCGACGCCGGGCCGCUCGAGCUCUGGCCCGCGCUUGAAGAGGGCGACGAGUUUACGAUGAAGUAG
This is a messenger RNA of Ostreococcus lucimarinus CCE9901, 942 nucleotides long. RefSeq lists its product with no specific name. Lineage: Eukaryota; Viridiplantae; Chlorophyta; Mamiellophyceae; Mamiellales; Bathycoccaceae. The transcript has a single exon. Bases 1 to 942 code for a protein of 313 amino acids. Gene Ontology annotation, molecular function: DNA binding. The record is from RefSeq and is a predicted model, not a curated record.